AUGAACGAAAUUUUGUGCAACAUUGAUAAGCGAGAUCUGUUAGAUGUUGAGGAAUGUGAAGUCAAGGUGUCAGGUGGAUUGUCUGUCCGAAGAAAAGAAAGCGAAAAAUUAACCUUUUCCAGUGCCCCCAAAGGGUCCCAGUCCGCCACUGCGUAUAGAACUGGAGGAGAUCUUUAUGCAGGUGCUAUCUUUAUUGAACAGUCCUUGGAUUGGAAUCUCUAUUUAUCCGUUAUUGUUCUUUUAGCCGUGGCAGCUAUCUUUACUGUAGCAGGGGGACUGACAGCUGUCAUGUGGACUGAUCUGGUACAAACUGUAUUAAUUAUUAUCGGAGCCUUUGCUUUAAUGGUCAUCAGUUUUAUCAAGGUUGGAGGUUACCACGAGCUUCUAGAACAGUUUGGAACUAAAAUGCCGAAUGAUUCAGCAGUUGGUUACAACUCGGACAACCAAUCUUGUAGCAGUGUUCCAGAUAAUUAUAUGCAUUUAUUACGAUCUGCUGACGACCCUGAACUCCCUUGGACAGGAAUGACCUUUGGACUAACCAUUUCAGCCGUUUGGUGUUGGUGCACGGACCAAGUUAUCGUACAGAGGGCGCUUUCGGCUAAAAACUUGUCUCAUGCCAAGGCAGGCUGUAUUCUUGCCGGAUAUCUCAAGUUUCUUCCUCUGUUCUUGAUUGUAUUUCCUGGUAUGGCUUCCAGAGUUCUAUUUACAGAUAAGAUAGGUUGCUCUGACCCUGAGGUUUGUAAGGCUGUGUGUAGUAGUGAGGCUGGAUGUACGAAUAUUGCUUAUCCUCUUCUAGUUUUGAAGCUUAUGCCACCUGGGUGUCUGUACUAGUUCUUGUUGUCAUCAGCAUCUUGUGGAUGCCCCUCAUCCAGGUUGCCCAAGGUAGUCAACUUUUCCAUUACAUCCAAACUGUCACUAGCUGCUUAGCGCCUCCUGUCUGCGCUGUUUUUGUUCUAGCUGUGUUGUGGAGUCGAAUUAAUGAGCAGGGUGCCUUCUGGGGUCUUGUUGUGGGAUUGGUAGUCGGUAUUAUUCGUUUUGUCUUGGAAUUUUAUUAUACCGUUCCACCUUGUGCUGAUGGUAAACCAGAUCCCCGACCUGUAGUGUUGGCAAAAGUUCACUACCUGCACUUUGGAUGUAUACUUUUUAGUAUUUCUUGCAUUGUGACCACAAUAAUCAGUCUUCUUACAAAGCCAAUUGAUAAGAAACAGUUGUAUAGGAUGAC
This is a messenger RNA of Limulus polyphemus (Atlantic horseshoe crab), 1222 nucleotides long. RefSeq names its product sodium/myo-inositol cotransporter 2-like. The transcript has 11 exons. Gene Ontology annotation, biological process: transmembrane transport. The coding region runs from base 1 to 831 and encodes 276 amino acids. Gene Ontology annotation, cellular component: plasma membrane. The record is from RefSeq and is a predicted model, not a curated record. NCBI's taxonomy places the organism in Eukaryota, Metazoa, Arthropoda, Merostomata, Xiphosura, Limulidae. Gene Ontology annotation, molecular function: D-glucose:sodium symporter activity.